GUGAAAUCUACAGAGCGCAAGAGGAAACAAAGUUGUGUAAAACAGCUUUUCAACUCAAAGCUAGUCUGUGCUACUAAAGUUACUCUGCGGCCUAUAAACAAAGCCAACGUUACAUUAAUAAGAGCACGUUUCUUCCCAUUAAGAAAGACGCUGCAGCUUCCAGUCCGUCACAUACAUACAUUUAAAACGACAAAAAAAAAGGCUGCGUUUGUUUGUCUCAUCUAAACUCUCUGGCUAAUGAUAUACCUUUUGUUUGUUUCUUUUGUUUGUUUGUUUUUUUCAAAAGUCCACGUUUCUGUGUUUUUGUCGCGCGCACUCUCGACGCUCGGGAACGUAAAAACGUGUUGACGUUUUUAGCACCGCAGUGAUGACGUAGGCAGCGCAGUUUCCCUCUAAUGGCUCGCGCACGGGCAGAGACACAGAGCGGAGGAGGGAGGAAGUCCUCCGGAGACCGACCCAAAGUCUUGGACUAACCUAACUCCCGAUGUACAUGAGAUAUUUUUCCAGGCUAUUGUCAGCUAUGGCUGGACCCAGGCCUGUGGUGCUUAGCGGCCCGUCCGGGGCAGGGAAGAGCACUCUGCUGAAGAAGCUCAUGAAAGAAUACGACAGUGUCUUUGGCUUCAGCGUCUCCCAUACAACGAGAAAUCCCCGACCUGGAGAAGAAAAUGGCAAAGACUACCAUUAUGUUACACGGGAGGUGAUGCAGAGAGGGAUUGACAAAGGCGAUUUCAUUGAGAAUGCAGAGUUUUCCGGGAACAUGUACGGGACGAGUAAAGCUGCUGUGCAAGACGUCCAGGCCAAGAACCUCAUCUGUAUACUUGACAUCGACAUGCAGGGUGUGAGGAACAUCAAAACAACAGACCUCAAUCCCAUCUACAUCUCUAUCCAGCCGCCAUCCAUGGCAAUCCUGGAAAAACGUUUAAGAGACAGAAAAACAGAGUCAGAGGAGAACCUCCAGAAGCGUUUAAAUGCAGCCAAGGUGGAAAUUGCGUUUAGUAGAGAGCCUGGUGUAUUUGAUGCCAUAAUUGUCAAUGAUAAUUUGGAGGAUGCCUAUGGGAAGUUAAAAGAAGCUCUUCUUGAGGAAAUCAAUAAGGUCAAGAAAAUCAACAUUUCUUCGUAGGAGACAGCAGCACCUCUUUUCUUUUUUUUUAGUCGUGUCCAGCCACUCCUCACCAAAAGCACAGACCUCCAUUCCAGUCGUGAACAUUCCCUCAGAUGGCGGUCUGUGAACCUCAGACAUCCCUUAGCGGAUACAUAUAUACGUAGGUUUUACACGGUGUUUAGAAGUAGUUAUUACCAAAUGUUAACAUGCUGUAAAGUGGAACAUUUUUUUUACUGACAGGAAGCAGUUUCCAUAUUUUUUUAUUUUCAAUUGUAUGAAGAACAAUAUACUCCAAUAAUGCUUACUUGAUAUGUGACUGGCAUGGUGUGCAGGGGUGUUCUGUUACUGAACACAGAUACACCGCUCGCAGCUUUGUCCUCUCACCAGCCUGGACUAAUACAAAUCGGAAGUAACAUAACUCAUUCCAUCGUGUGGAUAAACUGGUCUUUCAAGUGUGUGACAAAGCAUUUUUCUGCAUAUCAUUGUUAAAGGCAACGAGUUAUGAUAUUCUUAUUGCCUUUUUUUUGUUGUGCAACCAGUCACACUGUGUUGAUGGCGAAAUCCAUUUACAGAGACCGUGAAAUGUACUGAUGACAGACAUAGUAAGUCUGAUGUCAGCACCACUGCACACGUUUAGCUCAGGAGGGAAACCUCAUCAGCACUACAACUGAUUUCUAGAUAACAUGGCGGCUGUUUACUUUCAAAGGGUACAUGCAAGUCAACCAUACUGUUGAUAUAAUAAUAAAACUAUUCCAGUGCUGGUAAAUAUUUUUUUCUUUUUGUAAAUUGCCACAGAAUGUGCUAACUCCAUUAAAGUUUGGUUUGCUGUAUAACUAUAUUUGCUGUUGUGCUCUAGUAGGAUUAAAUCCCAUGAUAGA
Molecule: messenger RNA, 1980 nt
Organism: Morone saxatilis (striped sea-bass)
Lineage: Eukaryota; Metazoa; Chordata; Actinopteri; Moronidae
Gene: guk1a
Product: guanylate kinase 1a
Exons: 7
Coding region: 485-1120 (211 amino acids)
Biological process (GO): purine nucleotide metabolic process
Cellular component (GO): cytosol
Molecular function (GO): GMP kinase activity
Source: RefSeq, a predicted model, not a curated record